Molecule: messenger RNA, 2730 nt
Organism: Corticium candelabrum
Lineage: Eukaryota; Metazoa; Porifera; Homoscleromorpha; Homosclerophorida; Plakinidae
Exons: 7
Coding region: 1-2730 (909 amino acids)
Biological process (GO): proteolysis
Molecular function (GO): aspartic-type endopeptidase activity; zinc ion binding; nucleic acid binding
Source: RefSeq, a predicted model, not a curated record
AUGCAACGUGAUGCGCCUCAGGUUUUCGAUGGAACUGGAAAUUCACUUUCCUUUCUAGACCGUAUUACUGUCUGGACAGCACUCAAGGGUUUUGAGGGAGAAAAGAAGGCACUCGCCCUAGCAUCCCGAUUAGAAGGGGCGGCCUUUGAAAACUAUCGACGUCUGGACAGUGAGGAAAAGCAAGAUUUUGAUGUUAUCGUGGUUUCACUAAAGAGGGAGUUCCUCAGUGGGGCAAUAGAUAGGCGGCUCGCGGUGGAGGAGUUGCGUGGCAGAAAAUGGAAACAGUUUGAAGAACCUCUAGCGGCGUUCGCGCACGACAUUGACAGGUUAGUACGGCUAGCGUAUCCGGGGUUUGAUAGUGGGUCCGCGAUUACUUUGGCCAGAGACGCCUUUCUAGAUGGUCUACCAAGAGAAUUCCAAAUUCUGUUGAGAAGAGACAAGACUACUAACGCUAAAGUUGUCAAAGAAUUAGCUGAGGAAGUCAACCAACUUCGAUUAGCCGGAAUUCCCUCAGUCAGACCGGCACCGGCAAAUGCAAGUCCAGUCAAUCAAAACGGUUCACCGGCUUCAGCAGUCAAUCAAGUUUCCGGAUGUGACAUGGAAAUCUACAACGAUAUGUCAUCUACUCGUCAGACAGUUACCGCUUUUGGCAACGACAGUUUAGACACCCAAGCGACAGUGCAGUCGAUGCGUGGUAGCAGUCGCGGUCGGAUUUGUCCUCAUUUUCACGAUUGUCAUCGAUGUUUGAGACCGGGGCAUGUUGCCCGAAACUGCACUGCUGCAUCUCCUGCAUCAAAGAGAGGAGGUCAGAUCACUAAUUUAGCCACGGCUCUUCACGGUCUAAUUAUGGUUACCCCUAAUAUUGACCAGCAACCUCUUUCUUUUUUGGUGGAUACAGGAGCAGACAUCAGCUUGAUACCACUUGAUGUUGUUCAGAUGAACCACAUGACAUGUGAGGGAACUGUAGUUACGUCGUUUCAGUUGGGAUCUCAAAAGGCAUACAGUUCAUUUCACGUUGUGCAAGGAAUCGACUGUGGGGUUUUGGGCACUGAUGUUCUGUCGACCCUUGAGGUCCAGAUAGAUGUCGCUAAUAGAAAGUUGUUCUUGAAAGGGGAAGAAGUGACAACAUUCCAACCAGUCAAAUCAGAACCGACAAGGUCUGAAGUGCAUUUAUUGAAGUUUGGUCGGGUGUAUUCACCAAGCAGUGUACUAGUCGGGCCUGGGCAAGAAACCACCAUUUGGGAAAAUAUACACUCCAAUGUUACUAGUGAAUGGACAGGAAUCAUGGAAGUAGUGGAUGAGUUAUCUGAUCGUUCAGGACUUUUGGGAUGUGCUACCUAUUGUGUUGGAGGAAAAGGGAGAGCUGUUCCGGUGAGAGUUAUGAAUGUCUGCACAGAACCUGUAGUAAUACAUAAAGGACAGAGUUUGGCGGAAUUUACUGAAGCGACUGCGUUGGAUGGGGUGGAUCGAAGACCAGUUGGAAAGAGUACCGAUAUUUACAACCCAAUGGUUGACAUAGAUCGGCUUGCCGCCCUCGACGUCUACGUACAAGAUGGAAAGCUGAGGUUGAAGAUGAGCAUCUUGGACUUGGCAAGAGGAUGUUUUCAAGUGCCAAUCGUGGAAAAGGAUAAGGAAAAGACAACGUUCCGGACACCAGGUUUGUAUGAAUUCAACAGAAUGCCCUUUGGGUUGAAGGGAGCUCCAGCAACGUUUUGUCGAAUGAUGUCACUAGUUCUGGGACGCUUAACACCUAUUCAGCUAGUCCUCUAUAUGGAUGAUCUCUGCAUAGUUUCAGAUACAUUUCAGUUACAUUUGGAUCGGUUGGAACAAGCAUUUACAGCUCUUCAUAAACACGGACUUCGACUUAAUGCACAGAAAUGUCAAUUUGUUACAACUCAGGCAAUAUUCUGUGGAUUUCGUAUUAGUGCAGAAGGAAUUAAUCCUGAUCUAGAAAAGGUUGCUGCUAUUGAAAGAAUACCUACACUCACUACUGUCAAGGAGGUGAGGGUUUUCUUGGGCAUCACUGCUGGAGAACAGAAAUUUCAGUGGUCAACUCAUUGUCAAGAUGCAUUUAAUACUUUGAAGCGAAAACUGUCUUCAGCACCGAUCUUGACUCAUCCUGUGGCAAAUAAACCAUUUGUUUUGACUACAGAUGCAUCAACUGUAGGGAUUGGUGCAGAACUGGCACAAGAAGCUCGCCAACAGUUUAUGUUGAGCGAUUGCUGGACGACAAACACUUUCAAGGACUUCCAGAGGAGAGAUCGUGUGCUAUCAGCGACAUCUAGCCAUGUUAGUGGAGAUACAUCGAAGCAAUUGAGUUUGGAUCAUCCAGAACAACUACAAGUACAACGUUUACUACGGUGGAAGUUAAUGCUAUCUAAAGAUGGAAUAUUACAUAGAACAUCAUCUCAAGGGCAUUCGCAGAUUGUCGUACCUAUUGCUCUGAUACCUGAAGUACUUUGGCUGGCGCAUGAUAAUGCCUUCUCAGGACAUCAGGGUGUCAAGAAGACAUUGACUCGGACAUUGAAUCGAUUUUGGUGGAGCACUGUAAACAGAGAUGUAAUGGAUUACACCAAAUCUUGUCAUACAUAUGGGGAAAGGAUGCCACCACAUCAAAGAGCGCGAGCUCCGUUGAAAGAACGCCCUAUAGCAGAGAAACCGUUUGAGAGAGUCGAAAUAGACAUUAAAGGAUCGUUACCUCGAACCGACAAGGGACUGCAAUUAUCUUAG